This is a messenger RNA of Myiozetetes cayanensis, 14563 nucleotides long. It is a transcript of the gene HEPH, whose product is annotated as hephaestin. The transcript is spliced from 21 exons. Gene Ontology annotation, cellular component: plasma membrane. The record is from RefSeq and is a predicted model, not a curated record. Gene Ontology annotation, biological process: iron ion transport. Gene Ontology annotation, molecular function: oxidoreductase activity; copper ion binding. Lineage: Eukaryota; Metazoa; Chordata; Aves; Passeriformes; Tyrannidae. Bases 1957 to 5418 code for a protein of 1153 amino acids.
AUGAGCCGCCCCGCACCUUCCUUCAGUGCUUUCCCCUCGCUCUCGGACUGGGGUUUCUCUGCAGUCAGGUGUUGGGGAACGGCCCCACAGCGCCCGCGCGGAUCAGAUGGGAGCUGCGUCCCACCAGCCCCACUGGAGUCUCAUUUCCGUUCGUUCGCGAUCCCUGUGCUGUUGGGGACCCGGCAAAGGGCACUCCUGGGGGAGUGGGGUGGGGGUGUUCUGCUGUGAAAUGCAAAGUUUAGGGAUGAAUGGAAUACAAAGUUUGGAUUGGUUUUGGUUUUGUUUCUUUUUUUUCUUAAGACAUAUGUUAUUAUCAAACAAAACUUAAAUAUUUUUAAAAGAAUCUAAGGUUUUGGACCACCUUCACCUUGCACUAGUCGAGCAAAUGGUGAUUAGUCACUGGGAGGGGAAUGUGAGCACAGAUUCGGUCUCACUUGUUGCAUCUGCAUUCAGGGAUGUAUUUUGUUGUACCCUGGAAUUGCCUCAGAGGUGAGUGCAGUCUCAUGGUUAAGCUCUAGCCAGAGCCCAGGUGCAAUUCUUAAAGAUUCAGUAGGGCUGUCUCAAAGACUUGCCCUUGACUAUUUUCAGUGCCAGAGAACACCACAGAGCAUUUAGAAUGCCAGGACUUCUGGCUGUUUGAUGGGUGCUGCGGUGCUACUGAGCGGAGCAGGGCCUCUGCCACACAGGAAGACUGGGCUGGUGCAGGGAGUUUGUCUCCACUGCCAGUUUUCACAACCAGCUUCGAGAGCUGCUGUUCACCCUUGUAAAGUCUGAGCUCUGCCCUUUCCUGGGAUGUGGUACUGCCUGCAUUGAGGUGGGAGGACUCGAAGACCAGCCUGCACUGGCUCCCUGGACUUGGUGGCUCCAAGGCCUUGAGGAGGCCACCCUGUGUACUUUGCCCUGCAUUGACACGGAGGCCACAUCUUGGGCUGAGUCAGGAGCAUCCCGUGCCCUUCCCUCGGGUGUGUGCCGGCAGGGUGUCAGGUUCUGGGCUGAGGGCUGGCAACGCUUCCUGUUUCUUUCUGUGCUGCCUUUUGCUCGUCUGCCGUGUGAAACAGCACAGGUACAGCUUUCUGAAGCCCUUCCUUUGAAUCCUCCUUACUAGCAUAGAGUGGUUCAGAGCAAGUAUUUCACCUCCCCAUGAUCAGUGAUGGGUUCUGGGGCAGCAGUAGCAGGCAAUAAGGAUGGUGUGUGGCAGUGGGGCUGAGCCAGUGCUGCUCUAGUCUCCACACUGCCAGGGCCACGGGGAAAGGGCUGCUCUGUAUCUGAGUUUCACAGGUGUGUGACCAGGAGUUUCUGAAAGGGAGUGGCUGGUGGAGCCCCUGGAGCAGAGCUAUACUGUGUCAAUGGAUCAAAACCAUCUCUGAUUUAGAGAUCCCUACAACCCCCUUCCAGGAAAGGUAGGAAAGAAGGUGUUUCCAAGUUGAGAGUUACUUUGUCUCAACUUCUCAAUUUAACGACUAUUUGGAAUCAGCAAUACUUGAUCAUCAUUAGCUUCUGAGAACAGCACAGUAUGUUUGGAAAUCAGAAAUGAAGCUUUGAAAGCUGUCUAGUCCAUUGCCAUGUGCUGUGGCUGAAUACUGUCUGUUGGGUAUCAGAUGUGGUAAGAGGUUUCAAAGCUGCUAUGUGCCAUACUGGCUGAAAGCUUGCAGAAUACCCAGCUUCCCUACAGAUAAACCUGAUACAUUCAUGUUGCUGUUACAAAGAUGGGGAGAAUAAGUAAUGACAGUCUUUUUACGAAAAAGCCUUUGUUUGCUACGGUGUUACAUCACCAUUCCCUUCUGUAUGAGAUUAAGGAAAACUGAGUGCCUUGAGCUUUGUUGUUAGGUCAUGUUUCUCAUUCUCUUGCUUUCUGUUUCUCUCUGCUGAACAUGCUCUGAGUUGCUGUUAUGUGUCUGAAGAGCUGGACAUCUGGUUUAGGUGAAACCUCCAAAAGCACUUUCCCUUCAGGCUGUGAUGGGAUUGGUCUGGUGGUUGCUGCUCUGUGUCCCCACGCUGUCACCCAUAUUUGCUGGGGGUGUCACGCGAGUCUAUUACCUGGGAAUCCAUGAAGUGGACUGGAACUAUGCUCCAACAGGGAGGAAUGUGCUUGCUAACCAGAGCGUUGCUCAUAACCGCCAGGCCGCAGCAUUCCUCCAGCCUGGAAAAGACAGGGUGGGAAGCACGUACAAGAAAUCUGUCUAUAAGCAAUACAUGGACUCCACGUACACCACUGAGAUCCCCAAACCUGGCUGGCUGGGAUUUCUUGGACCUGUCAUCCGAGCAGAAGUGGGAGAUACCAUUAAAGUACACCUAAAAAAUUUUGCUACUCGACCGUAUACAAUCCAUCCUCAUGGUGUUUUCUACGAAAAGGACUCUGAAGGAUCCCUGUAUCCCGAUAUGUCCCCCCAGGAUCAGAAGAAGGAUGAUGCUGUUUUCCCAGGAGGGAAUUACACCUAUACUUGGACUGUCCCUGAAGAUCACAGCCCAACUGCUGAUGACCCAAACUGCUUGACCUGGAUCUACCACUCUCAUAUUGAUGCACCAAGGGACAUUGCGUCUGGAUUGAUUGGACCAUUGCUUACAUGUAAAAAAGGAAUACUGACAGGCAGCUCUCAAAGACGCCAGGAUGUGGAUGUUGAUUUCUUUCUGAUGUUCAGUGUGGUGGAUGAGAACCUAAGCUGGUACCUGGAUGAGAACAUAGCAUCAUUUUGCAGAAAUCCUGGCUCUGUAGACAAGGAAGAUGAGGAAUUCAAGGAGAGCAACAAAAUGCAUGCUAUUAAUGGUUAUGUGUUUGGCAACCUCCCUGAGCUGACGAUGUGUGCUGGGGAUGAUGUUUCAUGGCACCUCUUUGGGAUGGGAAAUGAAAUUGAUGUUCAUACAGCCUACUUCCAUGGAGCAACACUCAAUAUCCGAGGCCAUAGGACAGAUGUGGCCAGCCUCUUCCCAGCCACUUUUGUUACAGCAGAUAUGAUCCCCAGUGACCCUGGGAGAUGGCUGCUGAGCUGCCAGGUCAAUGAUCACGUACAAGCUGGAAUGGCAGCACUGUAUGAAGUCCGGCCCUGUUCUCGGCAAGCUCUGGCAUCCACCCUGGAAGGGAGAGUUCGGAAGUACUACAUAGCUGCCAAGGAAGUGCAGUGGGACUACGGACCCUCAGGGCGUGAUCAGAGCAGUGGGAAGCAGCUGACUGAGGCAGGCAGCCCUGCUGAGCAGUAUUUCAAGCGUAACCUCUACCGUAUUGGGGGUGUCUACUGGAAGGCAAAGUAUGUAGAGUACACUGAUGAGAGCUUCCGUGAGGAAAAGCAGCAAUCAGAAGAAGAGAAACACCUUGGAAUACUCGGUCCAGUGAUCAAAGCUGAAGUUGGAGACACCAUCCUGGUGACGUUUUUUAACAAAGCUUCCUGGCCUUUCAGCAUCCAGCCACACGGAGUGUCCUAUGGAAAGGCGUGGGAAGGGAUGUGGUACCAUGACGGCCUGUCUCAGAAUGGGAUGUCUGUGCCUCCACUGCACAACUUCACAUACCGCUGGACUGUGCCGAGGCACGUGGGGCCCACGUCCAGUGACCCUCCCUGCCUCACCUGGAUGUACAGCUCAGCUGUGAACCCUAUCAAAGACCCCAGCUCGGGCUUAGUGGGGCCUCUGCUCAUCUGCCAGCCAGGCACUUUGGAUAACAACAACAAACAGAAAGGGAUCGACAGAGAAUUUUACCUUCUCUUCAGUGUGUUUGAUGAGAACCUCAGCUGGUAUUUAAAUGCCAACAUAAAGUACUACUUGAGAAUGGAAGAGACAUCUGUAAAGAAGGAUGAUGGCUUCAAGGAAUCCAACAGGAUGCAUGCCAUCAAUGGACUUAUGUUUGGUAACUUGCCUGGGCUGGAUGUGUGUGAUGGAGACAAAGUGUCCUGGCACCUCCUGGGCUUGGGCAGCGAAGCAGAUGUACAUGGAGCUGUGUUUGAGGGAAACACCCUGCAGAUGAACGGCAUGCGGAGAGAUUCAGCCAAUCUGUUCCCCCACACAUUUGCUACUGCCUUCAUGCAACCAGAUAACAGUGGGACUUUUGAGAUCUACUGCCAGACGAGCAAUCACUACCAGUCUGGGAUGAGGGAACAGUAUGUUGUUUCCAAGUGUGGAAAGAGGGACCCUGCUCCUUCCCAUCGGUACACGGGAGUGCGGACGUAUUACAUCGCGGCCGAGGAGGUGGUGUGGGACUACGUGCCUGACCGGAGCUGGGAGAGGGAACGGCACAACCACUCUGCAGAGAGCUAUGCCGACGUGUUUCUGAGCAACGAGAACGGACUGCUCGGCUCCAGGUACAAGAAAGCAGUUUACAGGGAGUACACGGAUGGCACUUUCCAGACCCCCAAAGCCAGGAUAAAUGGUGACGAACACCUAGGGAUUCUGGGUCCUUUUCUGUGGGCGGAAGUGGGCGAGAUUCUCAACGUGGUGUUCAAGAACAACGCCUCGCGGCCCUACUCUGUGCACGCACACGGGGUGCUGGAGCGGCACACAGGGCAGCCGCAAGUGGCAAACCCCGGUGACAUUGUUACAUACCGGUGGGAAGUUCCUGAGAGAUCUGGUCCAGGGCCAAAUGAUUCAGCCUGCGUUCCUUGGAUCUACUACUCCACGGUGGACACAGUAAAGGAUAUGUACAGUGGGCUGAUCGGGCCCCUGAAGGUCUGCCGGAGAGGGGCCCUGCAGUCCGAUGGGACCAGGAAGGAUGUAAAGAGGGAGUUUGCUCUGCUGUUCCUGGUUUUUGAUGAAAAUCAGUCCUGGUACUUGGAGGAGAAUGUGAAACGUUACAGUAAGGGAAAUCAUGAGGAAAUCAGCCUGAUGGAUGAGAAAUUUGUGGAAAGCAACAAAAUGCACGCAAUCAAUGGCAGGCUCUAUGCCAACUUGCCUGGGCUGACCAUGUACCAGGGAGAGCGGGUGAACUGGUACCUGCUGGGGAUGGGUCAGGAGAUUGAUGUCCACACAGUCCAUUUUCAUGCUGAGACCUUCAUAUACAAGAAUGGCAAAAGCUAUAGAGCAGAUGUUGUAGAUCUGUUCCCUGGGACCUUUGAAACGGUGGAGAUGCUGGUUGGGAACCCUGGGACAUGGCUGCUUCACUGUCAUGUGUCUGACCAUAUCCAUGCUGGGAUGGAGAUCCUCUUCACCGUCCUGCCUAGAGCAGAGUCAGAGCUGGAAGUUGUGAGCGUUACUGCAGGGUUGCCAUGUGAGGAUGAGUUCCAGAAGGUCAUGCUUUUUGGAUCUAAGGUGGCCCAAGGGCAGAUAGAGGCCACAGUCAUCGCUCUGGCUGUUGUGGGGGUCCUGCUGCUUCUGGUCGCCAGCAUCCUCCUGGGAGCAGUCAUCCAUCUCGAGAGGCAAAAGAGGUUACGACGCAAUCGGAGAUCCAUCCUGGAUGAUGGAUUCAAACUCAUGUCUCAAAAGAAUUCAGGGCUCUAAAAGCCAUGUACAAACUUUGGAUCCUUGUCCACAGAAAAGAUUUUGGGGCAUCAUUUCAAUUGUGCACUGUACUUCUAGAAGCUGCGGAGGGGAAGCUGGAACCCUGACUUCUUCAUAUAUCCUUCUCAGCCCUCUGUAAAGAAAAUGUCUGUCCGUGAGAGAUCCAAGAGAUUUGAACUGACUGAAGACAAGUAAUGAGUGAAAAAGGUCCUUCUUAAAUACUCCUCUUCCCUCGAGAAAGAAGGGAGACGUUUUCUUCUCUCCAGAACAACUCCACUUGGUUUUUCCUUGCAGACUAGCUCAGGCCCCAUUCCAGUCUUGCUCCAUUGCCAAAACUGAGUUGGGAAUUGUCUCCCAAAAAACUGUGAGCCAUUAAAGUAAUUAAUGUCAAGGGGGAGGGAGAUAAUAUUUUCAGUUUUGUGAAUCAAUUAAGAAUACAGAAGAGAAAUUGUUAACUUACAGUUGGAUUGCUGUUUUUUGAUGAGCAAGUAGGCCGACACAAAUUCAGGGUAGUGCAUGUCACAGUGAGUGCCCCAUCAAGGACCAUGACAAGAGCUGUGCCUCACUGUCAGCCUUGCUGUGACAUGUCCUUCAGCCUCCCUGCAAGCCCCAGGCUGCCUUUGGAUUGGGGUCAGGCACCUCCUACUCCCUGUUCUCUCUGCCACAGCUGCCUGCCAGGGGCCAGAGUGGGUGGUGGGACUAACCUCUGUGGCCCACCCCAUGGGCUGUGGUAGUCAUUCUCCAGUGGCAGCCAUCCCCACGUAUGUCACUGUCACCUCACCCUGUGGGCCAGGUACCAAGCAGUUCCCUAUGAAAUACCUGUCUUUGGCUCACCCCCAGGAAUUCCCAUUAUCAAAAUGGAUGCAGGUUAGUGCUUACAUAUUUCUGUGCCUGGUUUUAAAGUGGAAAGAGCAUAAAAAAUCUAUUCUGAUCGGCUUUCACAGGCAAUUAAAGCAGCUAAAUGGCUGUAAUGACAAGGGACUGCUGGUGGCUUUAGGUAUAACAGCACCGUUUUCUUCAGAACAAUAGUUAUCACAUAUUUAAUCAUGUUCAAUUCAUAUUGGGCCCCUGCAUAUUUCCAGCUGCUUUUUCCUUUGGCAGUGAGAACAAAGCUCAUUAAUUUCCUUUCAUUACACUUCAUUAAGCCUGGUGAGGGGCUGAAUGGCUGUUGAACAUCCAUAUUCAGAGCAUUCUUUGCUCAGAUUCAGGCCUGGUUUAGCUGCUGCUACAAAACAGAGCCCAUCAGUCCAUGGGGAAUUUAGAAGCUAUGGCAUCAGAAAUAAGAACCAAGAAGGAAGCCUUUCUUUUUAUUUUUUUCACCAUGAGCUUGUUAAAAAUAGAUCAAAAAGGUUUGGGGCCUGCACUGAGACAGAAGAGUGAGUGUAAAUGUAUUCCCUUGCUUCAGGGCAGCAGAAUGGGGGAGUUGCCCUUCCUGAAGCCCAUGCCCAGCCUGGGGUUUGGGUGCUGUCUCCAGGCAGGGUGGUAGCACAGGGCCAGGAGCUGCUGCUGCUGAGGACCACUCAGGCUGCACAUGGGACAUGUGUGAGUCACUGACUAUUCUGGGAUGUGAGAAGAGCAGGACUGGACAUGUGAUUAUCAUACAGCUAUCAUGAAAUUAGCAUUCAUGGUGUUAAAAAUCAAAGUCUGUCCUGGAAAUCAAUUUGUUUGUUAAUUUGCUCCUAUUUUGGGGAAAGUAAAUCUGUUGCUCGGCAGGUGCUUUAUAAAUCUGGUAUCCUUUGGUGUUCUUGAGAGACAGGCCUGAUUUUACAUCCUUUAGCUGUGGGAAGGAUGGGUGAGAUGAAACAGUCACCUAUCCCUGAAGACCUCCAGGGAAAGAAUAAAGGAGGAGUUCAGUCUGUUGGGAGCAAAAGAGAGCAGGUCUGGUCAAAGAUCCUGCUGCGUAAGGAAUAGACCAAUGUGUGCCAUGUGGUAGGCUCAGGAGAGAGAAAUUCUCUCUUAUUCAUUUUCAUCAAGUAUAACAAAGAAAUUAUGUCUCUUUGUACAGAAGGAUGUUGAUACGGGAAGUUUUGCAGUCUGUCACUGUAAGGAGCUGACAGAAAACCCUGCCUGUAGGGCCUUGUCUAGUGGUAAGGGUGCGGCGCUGUCACCGCCGAGACCCGGGUUCGAUUCCCGGUCAGGGCCACUCCCGGGCAGGUGGGGUUCGUUAGCCCUUAAAGGCAAUCCACCUACGUCCUAAGGACCUCACUGCCACUGUCCAAGCUCGCUUGGCCCCGGCAGAUGAACCUUAGAAUUAAAGGGUGGGCUCAGUUCCGCGCACACUGUGUCUCACCUAAAAAAUCCAAUGCGCAGGCUGGAAGGUGUAAAGACCUUCCCCGGAUCUUCGCUCGCGAAGACUGGCUAUUAUUAGGGCCUUCCUAUCUGACCCUUAUUUUUCAUAUUUAGGUGUUAUUUUCUUCAAAUGAAAGCUUUCCUUUUAGAAGCAAUCAAAGAGCAGCCAUCUUCUUUGGGUCAGGCUGACGUGCUUUGUGAGAAGCAAACAAGCAGAAAGCAAAGCUGAGGAUGACAGUGAGCCUGGUGUGUCCCUCCUGCUGCUGGAGGCUGCCCUGGAACAGCAGUGGCCCUGUGUGGGAAGGAGGUCAGGUCACUGGUGAGAAAAUUCUACUUCCCUUGUCAUUGCCAAAUACAGGAAGGUCCUAAACCAAACAUAACAUGCGGGAGAGGCCACUGGUGUGGGCCCUUUUGUAGUUCAGUCUCCUCAGUUUUGGUGUUUCCCCCCAGUCCUCUCGCAGAUCUCUGGGUCAUCGUGGCUGGGAGGCAGUGUGGUGAGUGAUGUACAGCCAGAUUUCAGUGGGCUUAUCGAAACCAAGCCUCUUAAACAAGGCUGAGCAUGAGGAUUGUGAUUAGUCCAGUUUACAGACUCUCAGUUUGUUAAACAACAAAAAAACCCAAAGUACGAGAGCAUUUGAGUGUUGCAUUUGACAUUGUGAUGUCAAACCUCUAUGAAGACAGAAGUGAUUUGUUCUGUUUCUGCUGAGCGAGCUCCUCACUGGCUCCUGGGUGUGUCACGGUGAUAUUGGCUGUGGCAAAUGUGAUCAGCUGAGUGUGGAGCACAGCAUGGAGAGGCAGAAUGUGAGAACUGACUGAGGGAAAGUCUGAGGGGUUUUGGAAGGAAGCAAGCUCCCAAAGGAGCCUUAGUCAGGAAUGAGAAUUGCAGUUUGUGUGCAUGGCUGCUGCCCUGGUAGCAUCAACCUCUUCUUUUAAUUUGGGGUUUGAGGCUGAUUGUCCCAGCCCAGUGCUGUGGGUUUCAGGCCCGGGUUAGCCCUCACUGAUGCUCCUCACCAGCACCUAAGGCAUGUUUUCAUUGCUGUCAGAGCACUUAGCACAGACAUCAGCACACCUUCCACGCCCUGUGUGUCAGCUCUGGGAACGUGGUGGCACAGAAAACAGGGAAAAAAUUGUAUUGUCCAAGAUGCUGAUUAGUAACAGAUGGAGCAAGGUGGUGGCUAGAGAUUUUCAGGGUUGCUUUUGCCUUCACUUGGCCUGCUUUUCUGUGGCAAAAACAACAAACAAAAAAUCCAAACCAAAUGGUUAUACAGAAAUAGUUUCUUUGAUUUUUGUUUUACACACUUGCAUAUCAUUUCAGUGCUCUUGAAAAUUUGUCCAGCUGCUUAUACCUACUAGUGCUUUGCCCUCCAGCAGUUCACCAUGGGUUCCAGAAGUCCCUGCCCAGCACAGGUCAAGGCAGCACCAUGGAUAAGGGGAGAGAAAGGCAUCCUUUGUGCAGGGCUGCUUGUUUUGCUUCAAGUUGACUCACACAAAUGUUCCAAUGACUCAAAAAGAGCUGAUAUUUGGUUAUGGAGACAUUCUGUGCUAGGUCUGAGGUUUAGCAAUUUAGGUGCUGUUGUUGAUAAUAAAACCUUUGCACUAAUAGCCACUUCCACUCAUGGCUCUCAAGGUUUUGAGCAUUAUCCUGUUAAGUUGGCUGCUGAAGGGGUUUGUAAAACUGCCAAGCACAAAACCCUCUGCCCAGUCUGGGAGAAGUUUGGAUGUAAUCCAGGGCCUCUUUGCAUCAGAUUGACUAUUAAAUUAAAAUUUUGCAAUACCUUCUGGAGGUGAGAUUUGUGUGCAAAUCAGGUACACCCCGGUGUCCAGAUGCAUAAAACCUUUUUUGGCCAGUGUUAUAGGUGCUGUUGUUUUGAGGGUAUGAAAGGAGACAGCCUGUUCCCAAACAGCUUAUUAUUUUUGAUCUUUCACAGGGCUAAAUUCUGGGAAAUUUUCAGAAAACACAAAACCUAAGAAUGCCAUCAAUUUUAAAGGGAUCAGGACUAGAGCUAAAGACAGGAAUAGCAGUGUUCACCUCUAAGCUACUUUUGUAAAAUUAGGUGCAUUUCUCUGUGUUUUGGCUCAGUCCUUGGUCAGCGCCUUUGGAAGUGCUGGGAUAUUGUUUAGACUUGGGCUUCCAAAUAGCUUUCAACUCAGCUGAGCUGGAGGAAAGCAGUAUAAGACAGCAAGUACCUGAAUCAAGUACCUGAAUCGCCCUCCCCCAGGGGAUCCUGCUCCCAGUCACCAUGUCCUGGGUGCCCACAUCAGCGGAGUGGGGAAAGUGAUGCUCUCCCCCCACACACGUCCCAUGGGUGCCCAGAGAAGCAGAGCAGGGCUGCUCCGGGUAGAGCCUUGUUCUUCCUAAACCCACCCAACUGUGCCAGGGCUGCCCCUUUUGCUGGCAGCCGUGUAAUCACAGCUGUUUCUGGUCUAAACAUUGCAGAGUUCCAGGUGCUCAUUUUACAGAGAGCAAUACUUAAUUGGCAAUUUCAUGAAAGAAGCCUUGCUUGAUAGCAAGCAGCUCCUCGAGCGCCCUGGCUGCAGGAAACCCUUUCAGAAUAAAUCACGUGAUUCCUGUUUGUUUGGAAGAAAAUUCUUCUAUUUUCCAUGAGCAUGGAGAGGCUUGGAGCCUGAGAGCAUCCCCGGAAUUUGAGUAGCCUGUGACUGUGGCCAACUCUGCCCUUGUUUCUCCCGUGUUCCCCAGGGUACUGACUCUGGAGUGUAGUCAAACAAAUAACUGAAAAGUGAAUGGGGAGAAACAUUUCUAACUUAGAUGAUUUGACUCCUCAAAUUGCAUCUUUCCCCCAGUUGAUUUCUGGACAGCUUCAAUUACAGCUGUGAUCUGUUAAUGACCAGAGGAGACAUAAGCCCUCAGAGAAGCUGUCUGUGUGGUUAAUGCCUGAGUCUGUCCAGCCUGAGGAGAAGGUCCUUAAUUUAAGAAAUGAGAAGCAGAAAAGAAAAAAAUGUAGGAAUUUGUAGUCUGUGUUGGAAACCUCUCACGUAGGAAACCUCCCAUAGAAUUUUGUAUUUCUUUUCAAAUUUUGACUGUUAGAAAACAGAUAAGUCUCAAACUUUAUUUCUUUCUCUUCCGUAGUUCUUUCAAGCAUUUUUUCCAAGCUGAGAGCCUUAUAAAUUCCCAGACACAAUUGUAGUCUUUGGAGGAAACUAGUUAUGAUGAUGACUGCAGGCCUAGUGUUUCUUCAUUGAGAUUCAUCACUAUUAAAGAAAUUGAAGACAUUACCUUAAAAAAAAAUGUGUUCUGGAGGCAUGUGAGGUCUCAUCAGUCUGCGUCAUCAAGCAAAGCCUUUAGGAUUAGAAGUUUGACUCAGGCAGUUUUUUCUUUCUGGAUCACAUGCUUCCCUGCACCAAGGGACUCCUGUUCUCAGUGAUUCAGUCCUUUGGAAUGGCUUUAUCUGUCUUUUAGAACAUUUUUCCCUUUAUUGUUACAGUUGUUGCUUCCAGGAUAGUGAAUUGUUCAGCACUUACUAAUGGGUCUGGCUGAAUUGUGUUCCUUCAGUUUAACAGGGAACAUGACAGGGAUAUUUUUCUUGUCCCUUGCUUAUUUUAGCUGGGUGAGGUACAAGGCAGCCUCUUUGGGGGUUUUGACAUUUCCCCCCCUUUCCCCCCACUCAUUCUUGUUGAUCAUGUUGCAGAGAAAUAAAGAAACAUAAAGGCUCCCUCAUUAUCCUUUCACUGCCAAGUAACUUUUCUGGGAUGCUUGUGUGAUGGGGAGAAAACCCAGGGAUUUGGGGGGUUUUUUCUCUGCUGGGGAGAAGACCAAAUCAUCCAAGAAUGUGAAUGUGGCAUCUGGCAUCUAAAGGAAAUAGUAAAUGUAAAUGUUUUUUUCUCUUGCAAACCAGGAAUUGUAAUGAGUGCAGCUGGGGCUGUGGCAAUGCUAUAAGGAGAGAAAACAAAGCAGUGGCUAAUUCUGCUUUUCCUGGAGCAGUUGGAUAAAGGGCAGUUGAAAAGAGAGAAGGGACUGAAUGCAAGAAAUGUUUUUCAUACUAGGAAUGCAAACUAAUACAAGCUGGAAUAGUCAUCAGUGUUUCCAAAACCUAGCCCCUGAAACACUGAAACAUUUGAAGAAAUGAAAAAUUAAAAACAAAAUCCCAGAAUGAGUAAGAGGCACUGAAAGAGAUUGAAUACUUUAAAGGCAAGAGAAUCCCAGUGGGAGAUGCCUGGGCUGGCAGGGCUGUGGAGGGCACUGUGGAAUAGGUGAGAGGUGAUCUCUUGGGGUGAGCUGCUCCCAGAGCUGACCUCCCCACACCUGAGACAAGGCCAGUUUCUGCUUCUCACUGUCAAUCUACUACCACUCUCUUCCCUGAAGGACAUUCCCUCUGCACAGGGCCGUGUCACUCAGAGGCAUUUGCCUCCUCCACCUCUGUACCAAGACCCCAAACUCAGUAACUGAAGUCUGAGUUGAGAGACUGAAACUGGAAAUGUUGUUAUUUUAGAGAAAUAUUUGCUUCUGAAGGAAAGCAAUUUUUUUUAAAUUAUAUUUUUAAUUGAAUGGGGUAAAAUUGAUUGUCCAUAGCUAAAACAUCAGAUUGUUUUUGAUUAUGUUUAUGUCCUGGUUUUCAUUCAGAUUUUCAGUGAAAAAACAGCAUUUUUAGAACACAAAUGCAUUGUGCAGAACCCCACCUAUUCUCCAAUCACUCUCUGAAAAAGAAAGCUGUUUUUAACAGGCAGGUUUCAUAACUGUGUUCAGGGCUGAUGGCAAAUCUCUCUUCAGUAGUGUUUCCUUUCAAAUCAUAUUUUAUCUUCUGUAUCACUUCUUCAAGGACCAGGGCUCAUAAUUCCUCUUUGAACAUUUGUAGCUGCUAGUAAAGGCCGACUGGGUUUUUUUUUGGCUGUUUUUCAGAAACUUCAAAGCAGUUUUUAGUCUACUCCAUCCUCCCACAGCAGUUCCCUUCAAACUAAGGAAAAAAGACAUGACAGAAGCUUCCACAGCAACUCCCCUCUCUCUACCAGUGUGACCUGGCUGCUGAACAGCCUGUCUGGCUUUUCCUUCUGGUAUUGAAUCAUCUGGAAAACAAAAAAACCCCAACACGUUGCCUGAACCUGGCAGUGCUUGAAUCCAUCUCCUGAUGAACCAUGGCUGGUAGCUGCCAUGUCACCACCUCUGUACAUCCUGUCUCUGCUGUACCCAUUGAGCCUCCUUUGCCAGGAGCCAAUCUUCUGGAUUAGCACAUGUCAAAUUCCAUGUCCUGAACUGAUAGAGAGUCCCUUGGUUUUACUUUACAGCCAUUUAUGGUCAUAGGGAAUAACAUGAAAUUUUAGAAUGUAACUUUGUCCUUUCUCGCUGUUGGGAACGAUGUGUCUCUACCUGCCUCGAGCACUUUGCUGUGAGUGACCUGCGUGUGCUAAGCUGGUCUCCACUGUGUGUCUGGCACAUGGAAUUACAAAUAAUUGCAGGUCCAUUCGAGAAGUCAUGGCAAACCUGUCAGGUACGUUGUACAGAGCUUCAUAAAGGCAAUGGCCUGACUCUUCCUCUGGCUCUGGGGCGUUCUCCCUUGCCAGAUGAGGGACGCUCAGCUAACCCAGGCUGCUCUCUAGGAGAGGACAUGAUCCAUAACAAUACAGCAUUUAGACCCAAGGUCAUGCAGCUUCUCCCCCAUGUUCCAGUUCACUGUGAAUAAUUUAUGUCAGGCUUCACUGCAGAAAGGCUGGUCCAUCGUAUUCAGUCAUUUCCAGCUCCUAACUCAACCAUCAAUGCCCUGGUAUCCCACGUGUCUUCCAUUGUCUGUCCCUUCCCUCUGUCUGCAGCUUGAGAAUCCAAUUACACUGCUUUCAGGAAAGCUCUGAGAAUAAAAGCUCAAAUACUCUUUCAAGGGGAUGUAAUUCAGUAUCUGGCAGAGACAGUCUGUGCCCAGCACCUUCCUCCUAUAUUUUUUCCCCACAAAGAGGGAUUUUAUCUCUGUGAAAAAAACAAAAGCCAUUGAGACUGGUAAAUUUACCACAUCAAGAGUGGUAAAUUUUAUGGCUUUGCCUAAAGGUCUGCCCUCAGUAGAUGAAAACCUUUUGUAAAAACUGGGUUAUAUCUGCAGUGACUCUCACAUAUUGUGAGAGGAGUGUGAGAGGAAGCGCAGGGUUAGUAAUGUGAGUGGGAUGGAAGGACAUGCAGGUGACCCUCGUGCUGCUGAAUGGACCUCUCCCUCCACGGGAGCCAAACCUUGGCACACCUGCACAAAAAGGCAUCACUUAUAGUUGUGGUUUUGAAUGUAGCACCUGUUUGAAUUACAGAACUGCUUUUUUUAAUGCAUGGCUGGGGUAUUCACUCCAUUAUCACCAAAUCUGUUUUAUUUAUUAAGUCUUAUUAUCAGGUCCAUGAAAUGUCCUGCAAAACACCUGUGCCUAUUCAUCCCACCUUUUCUGAGUCAAAAAAGCAGGACUAGACAUUGCAAAUGAAGAGGAAUACAGUGUCCUCAGUGCAGUCAAGCAAAUAUGAAAAGAGAGUUUCAGGAUCAUGGUUUCUGAGUAUUGUUCAAACUCUUAUUUCCAACACACUAUUUGAGUAAAAUAAAAUCCCAGGGUUUGGCCUACAGCUCUUGUUUCUUUUAUUUAUCAAACCUGUAUUUAAAACAGGAAAGUGUAAACUAUGAAUCUCUUGAGGGAAGAGGAAUCUUUCAAGAAGCUGCCUGGUACAACAGGUGCAUUGAAUGAAUUUUUCCUCAUUUGGACUUGGCAAUUUCAGCUGUUGAAUUUUCUCCCUCUGGACAAGGUUCAGGCACUGAAACUUUCUGUCUGCUCCAGCUGCGUUCAGCUCUGAAUGGCAGAGCAGAGACAUUUUCUUUAUCAAGCCAGAGAUCUCCUUAUGGCACCAGCAGACCUUGGUUUGGGCUUUGCCAUGCUUCCCCCUGUC